AUGCGCUCCGCCGUAGGAGUUGCUGCUGCUGCUACCCCCGCAGUGUUGCUGCUGCUGCUGCUGCUGCUGCUGCAGCAGUGUUGUGUGUGUGGCUUCCGCGUCUUUCCCUACAGCAGCAACUGCAGCAACAGCAGCAGCAGCUUCUGCAGCAGCAGCUACAGCAGCAGCAGCAGCAGCAGCAGCAGCAGGAGUCGACGAGUAUAUCAGCAGCUGCAGGCAAAGAAGCCGUCGUGGCAUGUUAUGUUCGAUGACCGCAGCAGCAAGCAGCAGCAGCAGCAGCAGCAGCAGGAGCUGCAGCAGCAGCAGCAGGAGCUGCAGCAGCAGCUGCAGCAGCAGCUAGGUAGCCCCGUGCUGCGCGUAUCGUGGGAGCCAGAAACAGCAGCAAAUGCAGCAGAAGCACUAGGGCAGCAGCAGCAGCAGCAGCGGCUGCUGCGGCUGGGAUACUCACAGCUGCAGCAGCACGCCCCUGAAGCAGCAGCAGCAACAGCAGCAGCAUCACCAUAUCUAGCAGCUCAGGAAAAAAGAAUUUUUAAACAGCAGCAACAAAACAUAUACCCCAAACACCAGCAGCAGCAGCAGCAGCUGCUGCUGCUGCAGCAGCAGCAGCAGCAGCAGCAGCAGCAGGAUGAGGAGAGGGGCCCCUACUUCGGGGCCGAUAACGUCCGCCAGUUUCAUCGCUACAACGCAUACUGGGACCCAGCCAGAUCUAGCUACGGGCGGGCCUCUCACGCGCCCGUCGCUUCAUCGAUGGCUCCCUUCGGCCACUCACCAAAGAGACCCGUCAGGGAAUCGGACCUAGCGGCUCCAUCUGUGCCGUUUGGUUGGCGGGUAUACAGCUGUCUCUCCCUCCUAAAGCUGCCGUUCCUUCUCCAGCAGCAGCAGCAGCAGCAGCAGCAGCAGCAGCAGCAGCAGCAGCAGCAGCAGCAGCAGCAUGGAGUUUCUCUGUGUCUUUGGGAUACACUGGGCCACAGCCGGCUGCACCUCAGCCAUAUAUUGUGGGGCCGCGCCUCAGCCCAGCUGCAGGACGUGGGGGGCCGCCUGCUGUCGCUGCUGCAGCUUGGAGUUUCUCUGUGUCUAUGGGAUACACUGGGCCACAGCCGGCUGCACCUCAGCCACAUAUUGUGGGGCCGCGCCUCAGCCCAGCUGCAGGACGUGGGGGGCCGCCUGCUGUCGCUGCUGCAGCUGCGCAGCAUAUACACAGAGCUACAAGCAGCAAACCCUCCUCCUGCUGCUGCUGCUGCUGCUGCUGCUCCUGCUGCUGCUGCUGCUGGUGGUGGAAGGGGGGUGAGUGGGGUUGUCCCGGGUCCUGCUGCACUGCAUAUGCUGCCGCCAAAGAACCAGAGAACAGCAGCAGCAGCAGCAGCAGCAGAUACAGCAGCAGCAGAUACAGCAGCAGCAGCAGCAGCAGCAGCAGCAGCAGCAGCAGGAGAAAGUGCGUGGAUGUCUCCGUACAUUGGUGACUAUGCUGUCUUUGCUUCUCCUUCGCUGCAUCAUGCGCAGCAGUUUAUUCUCUCUAACCCAAAAGCUAGAGCAGGUAUGUAUAUAGAGCAGCAUCUGUGGGAGUGUGCGGAUAUGACGGGUGAGCAUUUGCUGCUGGGCAAAGAAGAAACGAGAAACAGCCAGCAGCAGCAGCAGCGCCUCUUCUUCUUUCUAGGUAGACUCAAACAAACUCCUGCUGCUGCUGCUGCUGCUGCUCCCGCUGCUGCUGCUGCUGCUGCUGCUGCUGCUGCUGCUGCUGGGGGUGGUGAUGCUGCUGCUGGUGGCGGCGCUAGUACAAUUGGCGGCAAAUCCAAAUCAAGCGAUCCUGCAGCAGCAGCAGCAGCAACAGCAGCAGCAGCAGCAGCAGCAGCAGACCCAGCAGCAGCAACUCAGGAUAAUCCUCCUGCUGAGGAAACGCAGCAGCAGCAAGAUGCCACCAGCAGCAGCAGGAGAAAGUGCGUGGAUGUCUCCUUACAUUGGUGA
Eimeria mitis is the source of this 1962-nucleotide messenger RNA. RefSeq lists its product as uncharacterized. The record is from RefSeq and is a predicted model, not a curated record. The coding region runs from base 1 to 1962 and encodes 653 amino acids. The transcript is spliced from 6 exons. NCBI's taxonomy places the organism in Eukaryota, Apicomplexa, Conoidasida, Eucoccidiorida, Eimeriidae.